Ipomoea triloba (trilobed morning glory) is the source of this 1979-nucleotide messenger RNA. Its product is annotated as pentatricopeptide repeat-containing protein At4g21065-like. Gene Ontology annotation, molecular function: protein binding; RNA binding; zinc ion binding. Bases 31 to 1824 code for a protein of 597 amino acids. Gene Ontology annotation, biological process: RNA modification. The transcript has a single exon. The record is from RefSeq and is a predicted model, not a curated record. NCBI's taxonomy places the organism in Eukaryota, Viridiplantae, Streptophyta, Magnoliopsida, Solanales, Convolvulaceae.
GCCAUGAAAUUCUGUUCGUAAUUUCUCUCCAUGCUUUUCUCAGCGGCAACACCACUGAGAGCUACUACUAGCAAGAGCCGAGCAGCGGAACAGAGCUGCUUAGCUAUCCUCCAACUCUGCAAUUCUCUCCCCAAACUCUCUCAAGUGCAAACCCAGAUUCUCAAGUUAGGCCUGGAAUCCAACCCUCUUGUCCUCACCAAGUUCGCUUCAGUUUCCUCUGAGCUCGGCGCCAUAAACUACGCUUCAGCCUUCAUUUUCGGCCCAGCCACGGAACCUCGCGUCUUUGACGCUUUCCUUUUCAACACCGUGAUCAGAGGUUUCGCUCAAACCCGUGAUUCUAAGCGCAAUGCGGUGUUUCACUACCAGAAAAUGUGCAAUCUUGGUGUUUUGCCUAAUAAGUUUACCUACCCUUUUGUUCUUAAGGCAUGUGCUGGGAUUGGAGACUUGAGGCUAGGCGAAACGGUGCAUGGAUUAGUGGUGAAGUUGGGGUUCGGUGAUGAUAGGAAUGUUUUGAACACUCUGGUUCACAUGUACUGUUGCUGUAGCGGUGGGGUUGAGUAUGGGAGGAAGGUGUUCGAUGAAAUGCCUAAGUGGGACUCGGUUGGGUGGAGUGUGAUGAUAGGUGGGUAUGCACGGUGGGGUAUGUCCACAGAGGCUGUUGGGUUAUUUAGGAAGAUGCAAAUGGCAGGGGUGAGGCCUGAUGAGAUCACAAUGGUCUCUGUCUUAUCUGCCUGCAGGGAGCUGGGAGCUCUUGAGCUUGGUAAGUGGCUCGAGGGGUAUAUCGAGAGGGAAAAAGUUCAGAAAAGUUUGGAGCUUUGCAACGCUCUCGUUGACAUGUUUGCAAAGUGUGGGGAUGUUGAUAAGGCACUGAGUUUGUUUUCCAGUAUGGAAGAGAGGAAUAUCGUUUCCUGGACUUGUGUUAUCGAUGGUUUAGCAAUGCAUGGCCGGGGCUUGGAGGCAGUUUCGCUGUUUGAGAAAAUGAGAAGAGCUGGAGAAAUGCCUGAUGAAGUUGCCUUCAUUGGUUUGCUCACUGCUUGUAGCCAUUCAGGUUUAGUCGAAGAAGGUAGGAAGUAUUUUACUUCAAUGACAAAGGAAUUCGGAAUUGUACCCAAAAUCGAGCACUAUGGAUGCAUGGUUGAUCUCUUCUGUAGGGGUGGACUUGUUAAAGAAGCACUGAGAUUUGUGCACAGAAUGCCCAUUGAGCCAAACGCUGUCAUUUGGCGAACCCUAGUCACUGCUUGUCGUGCUCAUGGAGAGCUAAAACUCGGAGAAAAGAUAACGAAAGAGUUAAUAAAAGAUGAGCCAAUGCACGACUCAAAUUACGUGCUUCUUUCCAAUAUUUACGCGAAAAUGUUGAACUGGGAGAAGAAAACCAUGGUCCGGGAGGUCAUGGUGAAGAAGGGAAUGCGAAAGACUCCAGGAAGCACUAUGGUCGAGCUCGAUAACGAAAUUUACGAAUUCGUGGCAGGAGAUAAAAGUCAUGGUCAGUACAAAGAGAUAUACGAGAUGAUGGACGAAAUGGCAAAACAGAUCAAAAAGGCUGGAUAUGUAGCCACAACAUCAGAAGUGUUACUUGAUAUUGAUGAAGAAGAUAAGGAGGACACUUUGAAUAGGCAUAGCGAAAAACUGGCAAUCGCUUUUGCACUUAUGAACACACCGCCUCAUACUUGUAUACGCAUUGUGAAGAACUUGCGCGUUUGUGAGGAUUGCCAUUCUGCAACUAAGUUCAUCUCUAAGGUUUAUAAGCGCGAAAUUUUGGUAAGGGACCGGAACCGUUUCCACCAUUUCAAAGAUGGCAUAUGUUCCUGCAAAGACUUCUGGUAAUACAAGUUUGUAAAAUGUAAUGUCCUUUAGAAUAUAUAGUAACUUUAUUUUGCUUUCUGGUGCUUAAACUUGGGUGGUUUGCAUUGUUUACAGAUGAAAGACAAAUUUUUGACACUAAUUUGCAGUCUUCUUUACUUGGUUUAGUGUUCAUGGUA